Messenger RNA from Macrobrachium nipponense, 1375 nucleotides. Its product is annotated as histidine-rich glycoprotein-like. Gene Ontology annotation, cellular component: extracellular matrix. NCBI's taxonomy places the organism in Eukaryota, Metazoa, Arthropoda, Malacostraca, Decapoda, Palaemonidae. The coding region runs from base 805 to 1332 and encodes 175 amino acids. The transcript has 3 exons. The record is from RefSeq and is a predicted model, not a curated record.
AUUCCACACAAUAUAGAUAUAGUAUAUACUGUUCACAAUCUACAGUCAUCGGUUCUUGUGUUGAAUUUGUUGUUUAUGCCUUUUUAAUUUCAUGCCGUCAACGUGAUGUGUUUUGCUAAACUGAGACGGAUAUGUAGUUUACUAAGAUGACAUAUUCCAGAUAUAAAUAGCUAAAGCGAAUAUCCUAGUUAAGGAGAGCAUCUUUAACAGUAAUGCAGCAAAGCUGGAACAAUGUCUCAGACUUGGCAUGGCUAAAAAUAUUAACGUAGAUAAACUUAAGCAAAUAAUACAUGAGCCUUAGCACAAUCAAAAAACUAAAUUUUGCUAUAAAAUAUAAAAUUCGUGGAAAAACUACUACUAAACUCCUCUACGCUUAGGGAAUUAUACUAAACAUAUUAAACUAUAGAAAAAACUAAAUUAUGUAUACUUGAAAGAACUUUCUUAAAUGUGUAAAAACAGAUCAAACCUUACAAAGCGACGACAAUCAUUAAAAAAACUUAGCUAGUUGGAAAAAGAUAUCAGUUAACUGAUCACUAAAGAAAAUAUUGAAAUUUUCUAUUCCAAACAUGUAUCAAACUUUGUGGUAUGUUCUUCUCAUCUGAAUGCUUGUAAUUCCUAGAGUCCCUUUAAACAUCGAUUUUGGCGCCAAGAAUUACCUUGAAAAAAUGUGAAAGUCAUUACGAGGCCCAUCAAUGGUUCGAAAAUAGACCUCCGUCCUCCGCGCAUGCGCAAGUAAACUCCAUCCCAUAUAAAAGCAAUGGUAACAGUUCCACAGGCAAGCACUUCUGUCAUCAUUCGACCAAUAUGAACCAGGUAACCUUACUUCUCGUGGUGGGCGUGGCCUCAUUGGCACUCGGCGACGUCAGAUUACAUCAUGAUAUUCCCGGCCAUCAUGGAAGUCAUGGGCACCACGGAAGCCAUGGGUAUCAUGGGACUCAUGGGCACCAUGGAAGUCAUGGGUAUCAUGGAAGCCAUGGGUAUCAUGGCACCCAUGGACACCAUGGAAGCCAUGGGCAUCACUCUAAUUACGACCAUGCGACGUACGAACAUCACCCUGCUCACUACGACUUCAACUAUGCUGUACACGACGAGCACUCUGGCAACCACUUCGGCCACGAAGAAUCCCGGCACGAAUACAAGACCGAGGGCGAAUACUUCGUUCACCUCCCCGACGGACGCAUCCAGACAGUCACUUACUACGCCGACGAGACAGGAUACCAUCCUGAUGUCUCCUACCAAGGCGAAGCCCACUACGAUGCCCACGGCCCACACCACGCUGGGUAUCAUGCCCCUGCCAAGUCAUACCACGCACCGGCGCCUGUAUACCACUGAGACUGUCCAUCCGUUACUAAUUUAUAUUGGAUAGAAAUAUAUU